Messenger RNA from Tachysurus vachellii, 2563 nucleotides. RefSeq names its product hyaluronidase PH-20-like. Bases 139 to 1497 code for a protein of 452 amino acids. The record is from RefSeq and is a predicted model, not a curated record. The transcript is spliced from 4 exons. Gene Ontology annotation, cellular component: acrosomal vesicle. Gene Ontology annotation, molecular function: hyalurononglucosaminidase activity. Lineage: Eukaryota; Metazoa; Chordata; Actinopteri; Siluriformes; Bagridae. Gene Ontology annotation, biological process: carbohydrate metabolic process; hyaluronan catabolic process.
UCAAAGUCUUAUCAUAAAAACAAAUAUAACAACCUUUGAUAAGAUGCUGGAAAGUGCAUAUAAUGCUGCAAGUUUUCCACUGAACUGGGGCUGCUUUAUUUCUUUAUUCAGCUCAGAACAGAUUCAUCGGGUGCAACAAUGCGUCAUCCUGGUGAAACAAGACAUCGUCUUUACCUGCUCAUAUUAACAUUUUCUGCAAACUUCCACAUCAGCACUGCCUUGUCUCUCCCCCUCACAGCGGCUCCAAUCUUUAAAGAUACACCUUUUGCAGUCAUAUGGAAUGCACCUACGCAAGUGUGCCAAAACCUCAAUAUUCCUUUGGACUUUUCUGUCUUUCAAGCAGUGACCACACCAGCCAGUGACCCUAAUCAGUUUCUUUUCCUGUUCUACUCCAAUCGGCUUGGAUUAUACCCAUACACAGAUCCUAGUACAGGGAGGCAGGUUAAUGGUGGUAUUCCGCAGAAGGGAAACCUGACAGCCAGCCUAGUGAAAGCUCAUAAUGAUAUCAUCCAGUAUAUUCCUGAGUGCAGCCCGGGUUUGGCUGUGAUUGACUGGGAAGCAUGGCGUCCACUGUGGGCCAGGAAUUGGGGCUCCAAAAACAUCUAUCGGAAGCUUUCCAUUCAAUAUGCAAUGGAAAAUAAUCCACUUCUAUCACCCAGUGAGGCUGAUUCUGUUGCUAAGCAGCAAUUUGAGAAUGCAGCCAGGGCUUACAUGGAGAAAACCAUGCAGCUGGGGAUCAAACUGCGCCCAAACUACCGCUGGGGAUUUUACCUGUUUCCAGAUUGUUACAACUAUGGAUGGGGUAAACCGGGCUACACAGGUGAAUGUGCAGCGAUUGAGAAAAGCCGUAAUGAUGAGCUGCUUUGGCUGUGGGAGACUAGUACAGCUUUAUUUCCCUCAGUAUAUUUGCCAAUCAGUCUGAGGGAACAACCUGACGCAGCUCUAUUUGUCAGAGGGCGUGUGAAGGAAGCUGUUAGGGUGUCUGCUCUUCCUAAGUCUCUUUACACGUCACCGAUUUAUGUGUAUUCACGUCCUCUCUUCAGUGAACAGAACAAAAUAUUUCUGAGUGAGGCAGAUCUAAUCCAUACUAUUGGAGAAAGUGCAGCUUUAGGUGCAUCAGGUAUAGUGUUGUGGGGUGCAAGUGCUGACUACAACAGCAAGGCAUCAUGUGAAGCACUGGCUGCUUAUCUGCCCUCUACACUGAACCUUUAUGUUUCCAAUGUAACUGCAGCUGCAAAACUCUGCAGUCAGACCCUGUGCCAAGGUAACGGCCGCUGUGUCCGCCAGAACCCAGACUCAGGCGUCUACCUGCACCUGAACCCAAAUAACUUCAGUAUUCAGCAGCAUGAUGGAAAAUAUAUGGCUGUUGGUGUGCCUUCCCAAAGUGAUCUUAAUGUUUUUGUAAACAGUUUUACCUGUCAGUGUUAUGCAGGUCGAGUGUGUUCUGCCAACACAUCAAUUUCAGCACCCAAGACUCCAGUAGUAAUUCAUGUGUGAUUUAAAGUCUUCUUGUUACAGUAAUUGUAUGUCCUACUGUAAAAUUAUGCUGCAAUUAAGAAUGACAAAGUGAUGGUUUGUUAUCAAAAAUCAAUUCAAUCAAUCAAAAAUCUCCUUCAAAAUUAGGAUUUAGAGCAAUUUCCGUACUAGAGGAAGAAUUUAAUGCCAUAUGAAGAGAUACAUAGACAGACUGCACCAGAGAAUUUUGAUCGCAGGUGCUGAGGGCAUGCCAGUUUAUUUACAGGGGGGCUGAGCCAUUACAAAUAAUAUUUGCAUAAAAGGUCUUGGACUCAUGUUUUGAAUCUUUUUAUGUUUUUAUGUAAUUAAAGAAGCACUUAAAUAGCAAAAUGAAUUUUUUUUGCAUAUAUACAAAAAAAAAAAACUUAUAGCACCGGGUAGUUGCCAAAUAGCAUCACUUACUAUUUGAAGUCUCAAAUCAGGAGAAUGCAGUGGUUGUUGUGGUCGACUGCAAAUUUAUAAAUGAUGCGUUCAGCAUCCAGGGCCUUCGUUCUUCGAGUAUUUAUGGCAAUAGUGCUAAGUUGCUGUUUUGUGCCACAAUCCAACAAUCCGAACAAUCAACAUUUACAUUUACAGCAUUUAGCAGACACCCUUAUCCAGAGUGACUAACAUUUAUUUCAAAUUAUACAACUGAGCAAUUGAGGGUUAAGGGGAUUGCUCAUGGGCCCAGCAGUGGAAGCUUGGUGGACCUGGGACUUGCCGAUCAGUAGUCCAACACCUUAACCAACUUAUUCCAACUUAGAAUUAAGUGGUCGCUUAUUUGGCACAAGAACCUGCUCUAUUUUUAAAAUAAAAUGUUACUACACCUGUGCCAGCAUAGCUCCAACUAUUGUCACGUGUCUUUAUGUUACGCAAGAGUAAUAAAUAAAUGUUUUUACUUCUUUUUUUUUUUUAAAUUAUUAAUUGGAACACAAUGUGUAUAUUAUUGCUCUAAAAAAUGUUUGGGGAUGCUACAAUAUGGGGGAACUUUGUUCUUUCUUGGGGAUGCUGAAGCUUCUGCUAUCUCCUCUCUAUGUUAAAUAAAAUAAAAACAAUCCUACAAUCCUAA